Messenger RNA from Letharia columbiana, 375 nucleotides. RefSeq lists its product as uncharacterized. The coding region runs from base 1 to 375 and encodes 124 amino acids. Lineage: Eukaryota; Fungi; Ascomycota; Lecanoromycetes; Lecanorales; Parmeliaceae. The record is from RefSeq and is a predicted model, not a curated record. The transcript is spliced from 2 exons.
AUGCGACAAAGUGACCCGGUCCUACGCUUGCAAGCCUACAACAGAAUAAAUCACUUGGAGGACGUUAUCAAAUACAAUUACGAGAACGCCGGCACAGAAGGUGCGAAUCCUGGUGAUCAAUCAGCUUGCCCAACAGGACAGGAAAACUUUCGAGAAGUCCUGCAGGGCCACAGUGGGUCGGACGAGACUUAUCGCAAGGCGCUGGUAUACGCUCAGCACACCGGCUGCGCUGAUGGCAUCGACGAGGCAUUGAAAGGAAGUGGGGCCGACAAAGACUUUGAUGCGCUCCUUCUCUUCGACCGCAGAGGCGCAGGUCAGGAGAAUGCAGCACAAGCAGGUAAUCAUUUACAGUCAUGCGUCCUCGUAGAUACGUGA